UGCCUUCACCUACAAGUAAAUGCAAGCCCCACCUUUCCCUUCAACUUCCCCUGCAAGCUGCCUUCACCUAUAAGUAUAUGCAAGCCCCACCUUUCCUGUCACUUCCUCUCCGCUGUAUCAGAUUCUCGUUUCACUCCUUUGCUUAACCAGCUAAGCCAAGAUGGAUGUUGACAUGAUGUUGAAUGAGAAGCUAAAGAUGAUAGAUGAUGCAAUUACGAAGAAGAAGACGAUAAUGGAUUGUCACCCUGAGGUUCCAUUAACAUCUGAGGAAAAAAUGAACGCUUACGACUCUGUAUACACUUUGUGCAAUCAGAAAAGGCGAGACUACAGCAACCUGGUUUAUGAGAAGUACACGAACUGUUUAACUGAGAUCAUUCAAGAAAGGGCACUUCCUGUGUUAAUGGACAAACAUGGCACAGAACUUUUAACAGAAGUCAUCCGAUUGUGGUCGGAGUAUAAGGAAUUUGCAAGCUUUUUGUCGAAAAUCUUUGCAUACCUGGAUAGGUACUACAUCCAUAGGAAAGGACUCCUAUCACUUGCUGACUCCAUGAGAUAUUACUUCUGCAAUCUGGUCUGUGAUAAGCUAUUCAGUAAAUUGCAGGAAGCAAUGAUGAGGCUGAUCAUUCAAGAGCGUGAAGGGGGGCAGAUUGAUCGGAACCUACUAAAGACUGUAUCUUAUUUACUUUUUGAGGUGGGGGGAAUAGGAACCACCAACUGUUAUGAAAAAAUCGAGCAGAUAAUGCUAGCAGAAGUUGCUGCCCACUACUCUCAGCUAUCUCUGGAUUGGUGGUUUUGGGGUGAUUCCUUUUCCAACUACCUGCGGAAGGUUGAUUGGUGCUUGAACCAGGAGGAAGCCAGAGCAGAACUCUACCCAUCCCAGACCACCAAAACAAAAAUACUGGAUGUGAUGAAAUAUGUUUUGCUGGAAAGAAACGCAAAGAAGUGGGCUCAGAAGCAAAACGCCGAGGGGAUGGCAGCUGAAGAUCAGGAGCUGUUAUCCAAAUAUGCUAGCCUGAAGCUUGAAUAGGAUAGCUCUGCUGCCAUUGUUGCCAGCAUCGCAUGAGUGACGUCUGCGCGUCGGAGCUUUACAAAGGAAUCCGAAAUCCACAGCUGGUGGCAUUUCAGGGUGUAUAUACGAAUAUGAAAUCCUUUAAACAAGUAUAGUAUCGUUUUAUUAUAAUAUUCAGCAUGAAUUGCAUAUGAUCUGCAAAUGCAAUCCAACUCUCCUAAGUGUGACAAUGAAGUCAGUUAAUUGGUUUAA
Molecule: messenger RNA, 1261 nt
Organism: Populus nigra (black poplar)
Lineage: Eukaryota; Viridiplantae; Streptophyta; Magnoliopsida; Malpighiales; Salicaceae
Product: cullin-1-like
Exons: 9
Coding region: 161-1027 (288 amino acids)
Biological process (GO): protein ubiquitination; ubiquitin-dependent protein catabolic process
Cellular component (GO): cullin-RING ubiquitin ligase complex
Molecular function (GO): ubiquitin protein ligase binding
Source: RefSeq, a predicted model, not a curated record